AUGGCGGAGCGGAGAAUCACCUAUGCUCCCGACAUAGAGAAUAGCGACCAUGGUGCUAGCCUCGAUGAGUAUGCCGCUCUCAACCGUUAUAUCUCGACCGCUCGCGACAAGCGCCGUGGCUCGACCUCGUCUGCUAGUGCUAUGAGCACCAAGAAGCCCAAGAGGAGCUGGCAACUCUGGAAGAAGGGAGGCGAUGGCAUUGAGGAAGGCUUCCGCACUGGCUGGAACGAACUGGCUACUGAGAAGACCAACUUCUUCGUUCAGUUCAUUGGUUACUUCCGUGGUCCUAUUCUCCAUGUUAUGGAACUUACUGUUUUGCUUGCCGCUGGUUUAUAA
Messenger RNA from Aspergillus bombycis, 336 nucleotides. RefSeq names its product plasma membrane ATPase 2. The transcript has 3 exons. Lineage: Eukaryota; Fungi; Ascomycota; Eurotiomycetes; Eurotiales; Aspergillaceae. Bases 1 to 336 code for a protein of 111 amino acids. The record is from RefSeq and is a predicted model, not a curated record.